AUGGUUCAUUUCUUCGCUAUCCAGAUCAUAUUAUUUGAGGUCAUAUUUGAAGAUAAAAAAAUCUAUCUAUCUAUAUAUAUAUAUAUAUCUGUUCGUUAUCUAUCUAUCUAUUUCCUUCUGUUCAUUACCGAUCUUUCUCGGUGUUAUCUAUCUAUCUAUCUAUCUAUCUAUCUAUCUAAGCCGAUUCAUAUCUAUCUAUCUAUCUAUCUAUCUAUCUAUCUAUCUAUCUAUCUAUCUUAUCUAGCCAUCAAAUUAUCUAUCUAUCUAUCUAUCUAUCUAUCUAUCUAUCUAUCUAUCUAUCUAUCUAUCUCAGUCUGUUCAUUAUCUAUCAGUUUGUUCAUUAUCUAUCUCAUUUAUUUCUUUCGUUCUCCCGUCUUUAAUAUUUUCUUUCUUUUUUCGUUCUUUUUCCUAUCUUUCAUUCUUUUUUUCUUUCCUUCUUUCUUUCUCUCUCCUAUUUUUACAUUUUUUUCCUUCUUUCUCCUAUUUUUAUUAUUUUUCUUUCUUUUUCCUUUAUUUCUUUCCUUCUUUCUCUCAACUAUUUUUAUUAUUUUUCUUUCUUUUUUCCUUCUUUCUUUCUCCUAUUUUUACUAUGUUUUCUUUCUUUUUUCUUACGUUCUCCUAUUUUUACUUUCUUUCUCUCUCCUAUUCUUUCUUUCUUUCUUUCUUUCUUUCUUUCUUUCUUUCUUUCUUUCUUUCAUCCUUUCUCUUUCCUAUUCUUUCUUUCAUUCAUUCUUUCUCUCUCCUAUUCCUUCUUUCUUUCGUUAUUUCUCUCUUCUAUUCUUUCUUUCAUUCUUUCUCUCUCCUAAUCUUUCUUUCUUUCAUUCUUUCUCUCUCCUAAUCUUUCUUUCUUUUUCUCUCUUAUUCUUUCAUUCUUUCCUUCUCCUAUUUUUAAUUUCUUUCUCUGUCCUAUUCUUUCUUUCUUUCUUUCUCCUAUUCUUUCAUUCAUUCUUUCUCUCUCUUAUUUCUUCUUUCUUUCGUUCUUUCUCUCUCCUGUUCUUUCUUUCUUUCUCUCUCCUAUUCUUUCUUUCAUUCUUUCCGCCUUCUAUUUUUACUUCCUCUCUCUCUCCUAUUCUUUCUUUCUUUCUUUCUUUCUUUCUUUCUUUCUUUCUUUCUUUCUAA
Messenger RNA from Acanthosepion pharaonis, 1119 nucleotides. The record is from the annotation of a GenBank genome assembly. NCBI's taxonomy places the organism in Eukaryota, Metazoa, Mollusca, Cephalopoda, Sepiida, Sepiidae.